This is a messenger RNA of Anolis carolinensis (green anole), 9417 nucleotides long. It is a transcript of the gene sema6d, whose product is annotated as semaphorin 6D. The coding region runs from base 2402 to 5761 and encodes 1119 amino acids. Gene Ontology annotation, molecular function: chemorepellent activity; semaphorin receptor binding. The record is from RefSeq and is a predicted model, not a curated record. The transcript is spliced from 19 exons. Gene Ontology annotation, biological process: neural crest cell migration; positive regulation of cell migration; semaphorin-plexin signaling pathway. Lineage: Eukaryota; Metazoa; Chordata; Lepidosauria; Squamata; Anolidae. Gene Ontology annotation, cellular component: plasma membrane.
CUGAUAGCUGCUGAGUUUUUCCUGUUGUUUUUCGUCAAUGCGACUGUCACCUGGGAUGGCAACAUCAAUGAUCCAAACCUUUUUCUUUUCCACAACUGUGAUGUCUGGUGUGUUGUGUUCCAGAACUUUGUCAGCCUGGAUUUGGAAGUCCCACAGUAUCUUUGUAUGCUCAUUUUCCAAUACUUUUGCAGGUUUGCGAUUCCCACCAGUUCUUUACUGCUGGGAGGUGGUACUUGAGGCAUAAGUUCCAAUGGAUCAUAUGGGCCACGUAGUUGUGCCUCUGUUUGUAGUCUGUCUGUGCGAUUUUCUUACCGCAGCUGAGGAUAUGAUCAAUGGUUUCGUCGGUUUCCUUGCACAGUCUGCAUUUUGGGUCAUCAGCUGAUUUUUUGAUCUUGGCCUGAAUUGCCUUUGUCCUGAUGGCUUGCUCCUGGGCUGCAAGGAUCAGGCCUUCUGUCUCCUUCUUCAGGGUCCCAUUCGUGAGCCAGAGCCAGGUCUAUUAUUAUUAUUAUUAUUAUUAUUAUUAUUAUUAUUAUUAAUAUUACUACUACUACUACUACUACUACUAUUGCAAGAACGUUUGAGUCCAAACGGAGGAAAGGAGGGAAAAGAGAGCAACAGAAGGUAUUUCUUUUUAUUCCUAAGGAAACAAAAAUGAGGUGGGCUUUUUUGGGAGGGGGAGAGAAGUUUUAAAAAGCCCUUUCUGACUACUUUUAGAGUUUGAAAAAGGGAGAAAGAAAAGAGGUGGGAAAGGGCAGGAGAAAAGAGGACAAAGUUGUUUUUAGGGGGACUUUGUUUUGAGAGGAUUUGCAAAGGUUUCAGGGGGAAAUACACAUGUGAAAUUAGUAUAUAUAAUGAUAGAUCUAUAUCUAGCUCUGCAUUAUGUAGGCAUUAUAUGUUUGCCUGUUACUAUGUUGGAAGCUGGCCUGAGUCCCCAGGGGAGAUAGAUAGGGCAGGGUACAAAUGAAGCUGUUGUUGAUCAUGAUGAUUAUUAUUAUAAAGUUAUUGUUGCUUUUUCACUUAUAGAGUUAGUUUACUGUUUUUCUUUGAAAUACAGUAAAUAUUCAAAACAUUUAACCCACUGAUGCUUCAAUUAAUAUAAUUUUAUUGGUAUCUAAUUUUAUUUUUGAAAUUUACCAGUAGCUGCUGCAUUUCCCACCCUCGGCUUAUACUCGAGUCAAUAAAAUACUGGUUAUGUUUAUGUUGGUUAAAAUUGAUCAUCACUUUAAAUAUUGUAUUGUUAGAUUGCUGUGAGUAGAUCAAUAGGUACCACUCCAGCAGGAAGGUAACAGUGCUCCAUGCAGUUAUGCCGGCCACAUGACCUAGGAGGUGUCUACAGACAACGCCGGCUCUUCAGCUUAGAAAUGGAGAUGAGCACCAACUUCUGGAGUCAGACAUGACUGGACUUAAUGUCAGGGAAAAACCUUUACUUAGGUUGCUGUGAGUUUUCCGGGCUGUAUGGCCAUGUUCCAGAAGCAUCCUCUCCUGACAUGUCACCCACAUCUAUGGCAGGCAUCCUCAGAGGUUGUGAGGUUUUGUUAGAAACUAGGCAAGUGAAGUUUAUAUAUCUGUGGAAUGUCCAGGGUGAGAGAAAGAACCCACCUGUUUGAGACAAUUGAUUAGCAUUGAAUAGCCUUGAGCUGCAAAGUCUGGCUUCUUCCUGCCUGGAGAAGUCCUUUGUUGGGAAGUGUUAAGAUAAAUGGAGAAAAUGUGUGUAAAGCUGGUGUUUCACCAAUAAGCGAUGCUGUCUUCCAUUACGGAUUUGUUCCAGGGCACAUCUUGCCAUGCAGCCUGUUUCCUGGGCAGCACCCAGAACUGGGUGGCAUUGCUCCAAGAUUUGUCAGUGUGACUCUAGGAGUGUCGAGAGUUGAGGAAAAAUGGAUCAUAAGACCUUCCAUAUGAUGUCCUUUGUGUAAAUCUGGGAACUCACAGGGCAUCUCUCAUACACAAAUUCAACACAAGGCUCUGUGGGGCCCCAGUGUGAAGUAGUCAGUUCAAAUUAGCAGUGUUUCGACCUGUCAAGACAGUUAAUCAAAAGUCAGCCUACGGAGGAGUAACUUGCACUUUGUCCUAGAAACCCAGCGAAAGCAUGGAACUUGGCAAACCGUCAAGCCGAGCUCUGUCCCGCAGGAAUGAUCUAAAGCAGAGAAGAUUUUGACAGUCGGUCUAGCGCUGAAAACAAAAAAAGGCAGCUUUCACCUGGAGGAUUUCCACUCUGAUCCUACAAAGGGCAGCUGGGGUUGGGCUGGAGCUAAAUGGAGCCGUCGAAAUAUGAAUUGCAAAUUAUUUUAAUUGAAAACCUUGAUUAGGUUGAAGAUGGUGGCUGCUUUUCCUUCCCAGCUGGAACGGAGUAGUGGUUUGGGGUUUUCCGUCAUUUUUUUGUUCUUUCCUGAAAUCACAAGAGAUGUCUUGUCCUCAAAGUGUGUCUAAUCAAGCGGUAAAUCGCAUUGCCAAGAAGUGGCUUGUCUCCCGCCUACCCGCACACCCUCCAGCCAUGAGGCCUCUGCUUUUGCCUGCCUACGUUGUGCUGUUGACCGUCUUCCGAUGCCACGCCGUCAGCUUUCCCGAAGACGACGACCCCAUUAACGUUGUUGACUACCACUAUUCGAGGCAGUAUCCAGUAUUUAAAGGACGCCCUUCAGGCAACGAAUCCCAACACAGGCUGGACUUUCAACUGAUGUUGAAAAUUCGAGACACACUUUAUAUUGCUGGCAGGGAUCAAGUAUAUACUGUAAAUUUAAAUGAAGUUCCUAAGGGAGAAGUAGUUCCAAGCAAGAAACUAACAUGGCGGUCAAAGCAACAGGACAGAGAGAACUGUGCCAUGAAGGGAAAACACAAGGAUGAAUGCCAUAAUUUUAUAAAAGUCUUUGUUCCCAGGAAUGACGAGAUGGUGUUUGUUUGUGGCACGAAUGCAUUUAAUCCCAUGUGCCGUUACUAUAGGUUGAAUACCUUGGAGUAUGAUGGCGAAGAAAUUAGUGGCUUGGCGAGAUGCCCGUUCGAUGCCAGACAAACCAACGUCGCCCUCUUUGCUGAUGGCAAGCUAUAUUCUGCAACAGUCGCAGAUUUCCAGGCAAGCGAUGCCGUUAUUUACCGAAGCAUGGGGGAUGGAUCAGCAUUAAGAACAAUAAAAUAUGACUCAAAGUGGAUAAAAGAACCUCACUUCCUUCAUGCCAUUGAGUACGGGAACUUUGUUUAUUUCUUCUUUCGAGAGAUUGCCAUGGAACAUAAUAAUUUAGGCAAGGCUGUGUACUCCCGUGUGGCCCGCAUUUGCAAAAACGACAUGGGCGGUUCUCAGAGAGUGCUGGAGAAGCACUGGACGUCCUUUCUGAAAGCCCGGCUCAACUGUUCCGUUCCGGGGGAUUCCUUCUUCUACUUUGACGUGCUCCAGUCUAUCACAGACAUCAUAGAAAUCAAUGGCGCCCCUACCGUCGUCGGCGUCUUCACCACCCAGCUGAACAGCAUCCCUGGCUCAGCCGUGUGCGCCUUUAGCAUGGAGGAUAUUGAGAAAGUCUUCAAAGGGAGGUUUAAAGAGCAGAAAACGCCAGACUCCGUUUGGACAGCCGUACCGGAAGAUAAAGUUCCAAGGCCAAGACCUGGCUGUUGUGCCAAACAUGGCUUAGCAGAGGCAUACAAAACCUCCAUCGAUUUCCCAGACGAAACCCUGGCUUUCAUCAAGUCUCAUCCUUUGAUGGAUACAGCUGUCCCAUCUGUCAUUGAGGAGCCGUGGUUCACAAAAACAAGGGUCAGGUAUCGGCUGACUGCCGUGGCCGUGGACCGCUCUGCCGGCCCCUACCAGAACUACACAGUCAUCUUUGUCGGCUCCGAAGCUGGGAUGGUACUUAAAAUUUUGGCAAAGACCAAACCUUUUUCUUUGAACGACAGUGUGCUCCUGGAAGAGAUUGAUGCCUACAAUCAUGCAAAGUGUAACGGGGAUGGCGAAGAGGACAAGAAGGUUGUUUCCCUACAACUGGACAAGGAACACCACGCUUUGUUUGUCGCCUUCUCCAGCUGUGUUAUCCGAGUCCCCCUCAGCCGUUGUGAGCGUCACGGCUCGUGCAAAAAGACUUGCAUUGCUUCCCGGGAUCCUUACUGUGGCUGGUUGAAUCAUGGCACCUGCGGAAGAGUAAAAUCUAGCAUGUUGUUGUCUUUGUUUGUUUCAUACAACCACAGCGUUGGAGGAUAUGAGCAAGAUGUGGAAUACGGCAACACUGCCCAACUUGGGGAAUGCCAUGAAAUUUUGCCUUCUACAACUACACCAGAUUACAAAAUAUUUGGCGAUCCAACAUCUGACAUGGAGUUAUCCUCAGCUUCUCUUACCACAGUGGGAAGUAUCCCUGUUCUCUCACCCAAAGUGGUUGGUUCCUGGAAACCUAAAGUGACUGGCUCUCGGAAAUUUGUAGCCCAAGAUGACCCAAACACUUCCGAUUACUCUGACCCAAUAUCAGGGGUCCCAAAGGGUGUAAGGUGGGAAGUCCAAUCGGGCGAGUCCAACCAAAUGGUACACAUGAAUGUCCUCAUUACUUGUGUCUUUGCUGCCUUUCUUCUGGGAGCCUUUAUUGCAGGAGUGGCCGUAUAUUGUUACCGGGAUAUGUUUGUGAGAAAAUCCAGGAAGAUACACAAAGAUGCCGAAUCCGCUCAGUCGUGUACGGACUCAAGCGGAAGUUUUGCUAAACUGAAUGGUCUGUUCGAUAGCCCCGUCAAGGAGUAUCAGCAGAAUAUUGACUCGCCCAAGUUGUAUUCGAAUCUGUUAACAAAUAGAAAGGAGUUGCCACCUACUGCUGACACAAAGUCUAUGAUGAUGGUGGACCACAGAGGCCAACCACCAGAAUUGGCAGCUCUUCCAACUCCUGAAUCAACACCAGUGCUCCAGCAGAAGACUUUGCAGGCCAUGAAAAGUCAAAUGGACAAAGCCCAAAACAACCUCAGUGCUUCUAGGAAAGAAACACCUCUCAAGAGUCCCCAGUUUUUUCCAUCCAGCCCCCCACCCCAUUCACCUUUAAGUCAUGGACACAUCCCCAGUGCCAUUGUUCUUCCCAACGCCACUCACGAUUACAACAUGUCCUUCUCAAAUUCCAAUGCGCACAAAGCUGACAAAAAGAUGCAAAACAUGGACCACCCACUGACAAAGUCCUCGAGCAAAAGAGACCACCGGCGGUCUGUCGAUUCCAGGAACACCUUGAACGACUUCCUGAAACAUUUAAACGACGCCCCUAACAACCCAAAAGCCAUUAUGGGCGACAUCCAAGUGGCUCACCAGACUUUAAUGCUGGAUCCCAUGGGAAACAUGACCGAGAUCCCUCCUAAGGUCCCGAACAGGGAAGCCUCUUUGUAUUCUCCUCCGUCCACCCUCCCGCGAAACAGUCCAACCAAACGAGUGGAUGUGCCCACGACGCCCGCCGUCCCCAUGACCUCUUUGGAACGACAAAGGGGAUACCACAAAAACUCCUCCCAGCGGCAUUCUAUAUCAGCCCUUCCUAAAAACUUAAACUCACCCAAUGGUGUGCUGUUAUCCCGGCAGCCCAGUAUGAGCCGGGGAGGCUAUAUGACUCCCACGAUGGGCACAAAGAUGGACUACAUGCAAGGGACGCCGGUGAGUGUCCACCUACAGCCUUCCUUAUCGAGGCAAAGCAGUUACACAAGCAAUGGAACGCUCCCUCGGACAGGCAUAAAGAGGACACCCUCCUUAAAACCGGACGUGCCGCCUAAACCCUCGUUUGUUCCUCAAACACCUUCAGUCAGACCGCUGAACAAGUACAGCUACUAAGACUUGCCUUUUCUGAUCAAGGGCUGUGGGAAGUUGUCGCAGAAGGGACAUUGAAACAGAGACUCGCUUGUCAUCCGCAAAGAGAACAAGCGGCCAAAGAUGCUCUUUUAACUCCAGCGACAUCUUGUUCCGCCACGUGCCCGGCCUCUGGCAAGACUCAACUUGCUAAACCUAUUAAAAACAAAGGAAGGUGCUGGCCAUUGCUUUUCUUUUGUCUGGAGCCGAGGAGACAUGUAGCACAAAGGGGACGGUUCUGGAGAGCUGUUCAAAGACCUUGGGGAGGAAAGCGGGAGGAAAAAAAGAGGAUCCGUCAGCAAAAAUACUUGAAAAUAAUAAUAAUAAUAAUAAAGAUAAAAUGGGGUUCAUUCUUAGACUGCCGUAAUGGGUAGUCUUCCCAUGAAAUGUGAACAUUUUAAUAUGUAUGCAUUCGCCUUGCCUCUUGCACAAAUGUCAGAAAAUGAUAAUGUCUCAACAAGUAUGUUGGUUAAUAAGCAACUUGCUGAACUUUGAUCUGUACUCCAACUGUAGCAUUUUUAUUUUCCUCCAAAGGAUGACAUUUUGUUUAUGAUGCAGAUAAAAAGCAGUGGGUUGUGUGUUUGUGUGCGCGCGUGUGUGUGUGGUGUGUGCAUGGGGUGGGUGUGAGUGAGCCAUAAAAGUGAGGAGGUAUUCAGACUCAUUGCAUCCUUGAAGUUAUUGAGAUGUUUACAUUUGAGCAUGACUGAACAACCUCCUGCCUCCAAUCCCGAUGCUUUUAUGCAAAGCACAUUACGGAUCUCGUGAGCAGAUUUUGGCACAAGGCAGCGAAUAGGUACUAUUUGAAGCUUUGGGAGGUAUUAACUCAUGCUGUCGUGAAAUUAAGAUUUCUAAAUUCCAAAUGUAGCAUUCAUGGGAUAUCUAUUGGUACCCAACCAGUCCUUUUAUCCCAUUUAUUGCCCAAGCUGAAGAUGAGUUACUAGUGCUCAGUAUUCUUUGCCCAAGACAGGCACAAUUCCUGCCACAGUCUUUCCUUGUCCCUACAAAAAGUUUUUCUUAGAUAUCUGAAUGAAACAAAAUAAUCAAAGAGCAAAGAAUAGCAACCAAAAGGUUAGUAAGACAUUCCGUAGCAGGAAAGACAAAUAACAAAACGUAUUUUCCGGAUAGUGGUGGCAACCCACCAACAGCAAGAAGGGUAGUUUCAUCCACCCAACAGUCUUUUGCUAAUGGGAAAUAAAAGCCUGAACCCAACCGGUUGUCUCUUGGCACCACGUACACUACGCACAAAAGCUGAGCUCAAGUCAAAAGGAGCUUAUACCUCUCUGCAUCUCCAGAGACUGUUCACACUAUCACCUGCUCAACUUGAACUUUAGAUGUAGAACGUAUGUCAGUUAUGUUUGGAUCAGAGAGACUAUGGGUGUAUCCACACUGCACAAUUUUAGCAUAGGUUGAGCAUCCCUGUUUUGGACCAGAAGUGUUCAUUAAUUUGUUUUUGUUCUGGUUUUUUGUGGAAGAUCUACAUUUGCAUAUAUGUGCAUAAUCUUGAGAUGGGACGAAGUCUGGAUACCAAAUUAAUGUAUGUUUCAUGUACACGUUAUGCACAUACCCUUGACAGUGAUUUUAUGCAAUAUUUUGAAUAAUUUUGUGCAUGAAACAAAGCUUGUCUGCAUUAAACCAUCAGAAAGCAAAUUGUCCAUGUGGACAAUUUCACAUUUUCGACUAUUUCUGAUUUCUGGAUAAAGGAUGCUCAUGUUGUAGUUCCAUAUCAUUUUAACUACCAUUGUUCUAUUAUAUAAAAUCCUGGGAUUUGUAGUCUCUUGUACUCAGAAUUACCUCCAAGACAACACUAAUGCUGUUGCUUAAGGGAGUACACUGGAGCCCCUGAUGGCGCAGCGGGUUAAACCGCUGAGCUGCUGAACUUGCAGACCGAAAGGUUGCCGGUGGGGUGAGCUCCCACUGUCAGCUCCAGCUUCUGCCAACCUAGCAGUUCGAAAACAUGCAAAUGUGAGUAGAUCAAUAGAAGGUAACGGCGCUCCAUGCACUCAUGCCAGUCACAUUGCCUUGGAGGUGUCUAUGGACAACGCCGGCACUUCGGCUUAGAAAUUGAGAUGAGCGCCAACCCCCAGAGUCGGACACGACUAGACUUAAUGUCAGGGGAAAUCUUUACCUUUACCUAAGAGAGUACACUAAAGAAUUCUACGCCUCUCCCCAAAUUACUCAUCCCAGUGUUAUCAAAGUGCUAUAACUGUGCAGUGUAGAUCUUGAGAGAGAGAGAGCGAGAGAAGAGGGAGCAAUAAAUAUGGAGUAGUAGUGCGUUUCCAACAGAAUGAAACACCAAUUGGCCUGGCAGGAUCUGUCCACGACACAUGUCACAAUUCUGCGGACAGUACGCUUAGCAUGUCAUGCCGGUAAUGACAAUAUUGUGUAAAUAAUCUGUGUGAGUUUACCUGGAUCUGUGCAUUUUGUGCCUUAUUCAUGGAAAUGAUUCUUUUUUUUUUUCUUCCUCGGAGAAGAAAAAGAAGAAGCAGCAACUGCAAUUAAAAACCCUGUCAAGUGAUCCCAGUAAUAGCACAUCAUAAUUCCCGGAGUGCCAGCUGUACAUUCUCUCAACAGUUUCCAGAAAAGAUGAAAGCAACCAGGGCGGGGAGAGAGAGGGAUACUGAGCAAGAACAAUUAAUUAACAAUGAAAAGGCAGCCUAGAAGCCAAGGAGACAGCAGCAUUAAAUCAACCUUGCUGUGCUAAACAUUCCACCCCAAACUCGCUUAAAGAUCAAACAGUUAUAAUGUGAAAUCAUAGGAGGGUUCGAGGGUAAUGGAACACCUGCCGCAGCGCACACAGCGCAUUCGUGGGUUGCUACAGUAUGCGUUUGCCACGGAUGUUCAUCACAGAUGGCGAGCUUCCAAAUGAUGCCCGACCACUUGUUUGCUGAACAUUAGCAUUAGCCAACGCAAGGGAAUAAAUAUGAGCCAAUAGGGCAAACACCUUCAGUCCCAAAUGGAGGUUUUUAUUAUAUGUCCCCCUCACUCUGCAAAAAAAUUAUAUAUUUCUUCACUCUUUCUCCCAAAAUAUCCUUGUUCCUUAAUAUAUGCUAUGAUUCCCCCUUUUCCAUUCUGUAUGUCGACCAUUAAAAGGACUUUCACUCCUCCGAAAAUACCGAGGGUCGUUUUAUUUUGCCUAAAAACAUUUCAACCGUGAGACUAAUACGUUUAAAUUCUAAAGACCGAAUCCAAUGACACGACUGAAUUGACGUCCUUUUACAAAUAUUAAUGAAUAAUCCAUACUUGUGUGAUACCAGAACAUAAAUGUUAUGUGAACCCAAAUAACUUUCUGUAACAAUGUGCUGCCUUGUUAGAUGGUAAUGUGAGUCCUCUCAGUAUUUAUGUUGAAAUCUCUUUAACAUUCAACAUAGUCUUGGUUCUGUUAAUUUAUAAUUUUUAUGUUGGGUUUGGGAUCAUUUUUUUAAAGAAAUGCUUUAUCCAUUUGUGCAAAGGUAAAUGCAGAUUGUAUCUUUUUUAAUGGUACAGCUUAAAAAAGUAACCCUAAAAAAAGCUGCUCUAUACGGUCUAUAGAGUACUUUAACAUGUAUAGAUAUCUUGUAAACUUGUAUUGUGGAUGUGUAAAUAAUACGUCCUUUGGGUUUUUAACACCGCAUGUAAAGUCAAAAUAAACUAUUCAAAAGAAG